AGAGUUAUUCAAAACAGGGAUGAAGUUUUUGCCUUUGUCGGCAGCUUCGUCCUCGGCAUCUCUGCAAAGUAAAUCCUGUGUUAUCACUAGCCCUGUGGAUACGUUUUUCACUGCUCAAGCCGCCAUCGAAUCUCCAUGUCAAAAGGAUCUUCCUACCAUUGUGGAUAUUCACCCCAACCAACAAAAAACGAAGCCAUUUGUUCCUCCAAUUGUAACAAGCUUUCCUCGUCGUAGGUAAAGCCCUGCUGAUUAUAAGUCUAAUAAAAAGUAAAUGGCACA
Molecule: messenger RNA, 279 nt
Organism: Rhizopus microsporus ATCC 52813
Lineage: Eukaryota; Fungi; Mucoromycota; Mucoromycetes; Mucorales; Rhizopodaceae
Exons: 1
Source: RefSeq, a predicted model, not a curated record